CUUCAUCCGUCGUGCAGUUUGAACGGUUUUCCUUUUCUAGGAACGCCAUGGGCAAUAGGAAAAUGCUGCGCCACUGCUGCGACUGCUGCGGGGUUUGCCGCGACAUUCCAAACUUUGACCUGUACGCUACUACUACUAAGUAAACACACAACUUGCUUGUUGCCGGCCACAUGCUCUGGACUCUGCAUCAGUGCCUUGAAGGACUUUACACAAUUAAUACAAAAUCACUCGGUUAUUGUUGUCUUGAACUGCGGCACUGAAGACUAAUUUCCAGUGUGUUCCGAACUUCCAACUCCCGAGUCACCAGAUUUCAGACUUCAGCUUUCCGGAUUCUGAGAUGAUACGAAAGUCCACUAUUAAAGUAUGUAUUACAAUUUAUGUUGCAGCACCUUUGUCGCGGUCGUCGCGGUCACAAUGUCGCAGCACACCCCAAAUAUGGAAAGAGGGGUUCCCGCGACGACCGCGACAAAUCAGUGCAUAACCAGUCAGUCAAAUCUCGUGAUCUGCCCAGGCUCAGCGAUGCACAUGCCAAUCGAUUCGAGACUGUACAGCUCAGUUUAUACACCCAAUCCAACACACUUGCCACCCACCUGUUCCCAGCAGCCCAGUCGGUCAUUGGUACUGAUGGGCAAGAAGUUCUGGCCACCGCCACCAAGCUGGAUGCUCCUCAAAACACGAACAUGGUCCCUCUCAGAGUAGCCGCAUCGGCUGCUGCUGUCCUGCAACCGCAAACCUGA
Messenger RNA from Suillus subalutaceus, 737 nucleotides. RefSeq lists its product as uncharacterized. The transcript has 3 exons. The record is from RefSeq and is a predicted model, not a curated record. The coding region runs from base 378 to 737 and encodes 119 amino acids. NCBI's taxonomy places the organism in Eukaryota, Fungi, Basidiomycota, Agaricomycetes, Boletales, Suillaceae.